GAAGAAGAGAAAUCUGAAAGCUGUUAUAGUGGGACAUGUUAAACAUGAACCAGUCAUGUGGACCUCCUUCACCCUGUUCCUGUUCUCAACCCUUUAGGCUUGUUACAAUUCUCAACCACAAACUUUCUCUUAUACCCUGUUUUGAUUUCUGAACAACCUAUCUCCAACACCAAUCUCUCUCAGUGGUUUCCAGCAAGAAAAAUUAGGAUAUAUUUAUUUAUAAAUAUGGUUGGCUCGGAGAACACACCAAGAAUUGGAUUGGUUAAAGCCCCUGUUAACUUAUUCGGCAACAAGAUUGCAGACGUUAAUAGUCAUUCGCUGAAAAAAGAUUUGUCAAUGAAGGACUCUUCAAAAGCAAAAGAACUCCACAGAGCAAGAAGGGAAAUUGGCAGGUACGAAGAGAGCACCCUGGCAGCAGAAUCUAAGAAAGCUGAAGCAGAAACUGAACUUUCUAAUGCUUACAAGACAGUGAAAGAUCUAUUUUCUAUGAUUGGGGAAUCUAGCUACAAAGCAAAAGCCCGAAUGCAUGAUAUAACAUCACUGAAGAAGUUUGGGAAGGUAAGAAGGAAUGAUGAUAAUGAGUAUUCAGAAGUGAUGAUAGAAUUGGACUAUGCUAAACGGGAAUUGUUCGAACUUAAGCUUGAUGUGGCUUCGGUUUUGGAAGAGAAACAGCGAGCUGAGAAGGAAAUUGAAGCAUCAAGAUCAAGCAUGCUGUCAUGCACAAGAGUUGCACAAGAACUGAGGAAGGAGAUUGAGGAAGCCAGUGAAGAACAAGUGGUAGUUGAAUUGGCGAGGAUGGACGCUUUGAAAGAACUGAGAGACACUAAAGCUCGGAGAGAAAAGGAAGCAAAGGAAUUUUCAUUCAAACUAGAAAGCACAAGGAAGAAGUUGGAGGAGGCCACUAGAGAGACAGAUGAGUCAAAAGAGCUUGAAACGAAAUUGGCUAUGACAAUGUAUGAUAUUUAUAUGUUGAAGAAUGAAUUGCAGUUGGUUAAGAAAAUGGAGAAACGAGUUGAAAGAAAUGAGAGCAUGGACCGUGUGGAAGAUGUUACUGUGUUACAGACAAUAAAAGAACAAAUAGAAACAGCAAAGAAAGAUUUAGCUUUGAUUAGAGAGAAAGGUUUUCAGUUUAUGGCCUCUAUGGAUGCCAUAAGAAAUGAGCUGAAGCAUGUGAAUACUAGCACGGUUAAUUCAAAGAAUGCGGAAUCAAAAGCUAGUUCUAAAGUUCGAAGCCUGAGUUCCAAGCUUUUGAGAGCAAAAUCUAAAUUAGAAGCUCUAUCUGCUGCUGAGGAAAAGGUCAAAUCCAUAGUCACUAAUUUAUCAUACACUCUUGAUAAGCUCAAGUCCGAAGCAGAAGCAUCCAAAAAAGAAAACGAGCUUACAAAUGAAGAGGUUAAAGCCACUAAAGAAGAGGUUAAAAAGGCUUUGUUAGAGAUUGACACGAGUGAGGAAAGAUUGCAAGGUAGCAUGCUGGAGCUAGAAGCACUAAAGUCAUCGGAAGUUUUAGCCUUGGAGAAGCUGAGAAGGCUUAGUGAGCAUGCCAUGAAAGAGAGAAGUUUAGCAACACAGCCCAGUUCCUUAAUCACCAUCUCAAAGUUUGAAUAUGAGUAUUUAACUAAUCAUGCAGCUGGGGCAAAGGAAAUUGCUGAUAAAAAAGUAGAAGCUGCCAAGGCAUGGGUUGAAGCUGUGAAGGCUAGUGAGAGGGAAACAGUGAUGAAGACUAAGAUAGCUGAGGGAAAAUUGGAGGUUUAUAGGAAAGAAAAGUUGGUUUCAAAGAGAGUUAUUGGUAAUGGUAAUGAAGAGUUGGAGAAUUGGGGAAGGAAACGGGAAAAGAAUCCAUCGAGGGAAUUGAAGCGUGGAAUGUCUCGAAAGAGCAUAAAAUCAGAUGGUAAGAUGACACCUUCAAGGGGAUCAAAGUUUCAGAAGUCUGCUUCACCAGCACCUCGUCAUCUCAGUCCUUUUCCUUUUGUUGUUAAGAAGAAAAAGAAGGUAAUCCCAAAUUUUACCAAGUUUUUUAGAGGGAAGAGAAACACUGCUUUUCUAUGAUGAAGUUGAGAAAGGAAAGUAUUAGUUAGGAGUUGAUGAAUUGAAAUGGCUGUUAUAAAACAUGCCUAUCAGUAAAUGCCAUAUAGCUAGUUACAUUAUAGGACUCAUGUUCUCGCUGCCUCAAGCUUUGUCAAUAGUUGUCUCCAUGCCUGUGUUUUUUUCUUUAUUUAUUUAUUUAUUUUAACAUAAUCAUAAUGAUGAUGUCCAAAUUUGACAUAAAACAUUAUCUAAAGGUUAUAAAUACCUUUACUUGUUAGAGUUAUCUGGGGUCCCAUUAAAAAUGAUGGCAUAUAGGUUAUUUUAUUGAUAAACAUUCCUACCCAAGAGAUGUAUAUAUCAUACGGUUUUUCUUAUAGGUGAUUAUCAUUGCACGUCUCUUUUUUGAGGUGU
Molecule: messenger RNA, 2436 nt
Organism: Abrus precatorius (Indian licorice)
Lineage: Eukaryota; Viridiplantae; Streptophyta; Magnoliopsida; Fabales; Fabaceae
Product: protein PLASTID MOVEMENT IMPAIRED 2-like
Exons: 3
Coding region: 226-2046 (606 amino acids)
Source: RefSeq, a predicted model, not a curated record